Messenger RNA from Anarrhichthys ocellatus (wolf-eel), 11052 nucleotides. Its product is annotated as iporin. Gene Ontology annotation, cellular component: cytoplasmic vesicle. Lineage: Eukaryota; Metazoa; Chordata; Actinopteri; Perciformes; Anarhichadidae. The transcript is spliced from 9 exons. The record is from RefSeq and is a predicted model, not a curated record. The coding region runs from base 3364 to 7188 and encodes 1274 amino acids.
CGUGGGGUCUGCUGUCUCUGUGCGGACCUCAAUGUCGGACCGAUUUCAUAUUACGCUAUAAUAUAGUUAUACGUUCCCGGUGUAAGCCACGGAUUUUUUUUUUUAAAUCACGGAUAUCAGGUAAUAGAGCGGAAAAUAUUAGCUUUCUUAUGCAUCUUUAACGUCAGAGGAGCGUCGAGCACUCGCGUGAUUUAAAAAAAAAAAAAGAUUUGUUUGGUUGCAUAAUUUUGGAUCUAACAUAUUCUGAUCACAUGGAGUGAGAGGAUGGACAUCGCUUUUGAUUGAAUGCUGUUAUCAAGUAGGUGACACUAUUAAAAGAUAUUAGGAGAUCUGCUGGUGAUGGCGCAAAUGCACGAGCGCUUGUCUUCAUGCAUACUUUGCCUUGAAGUCAAUUUCUGUCUUGUGCUGAUUUUAAUCUUUUGUCUACUUUAUUUAGUUAAGUCUGUCUUUGUGUGAUAGCGUGUGUGGAAGAGAGGAAGAUGGGUUGUUCUUUUGGCAUUCAUCUCUUGUUGUCUAACAUGUCGUCCUACUUCAGUCACUUUGAAUAUGUCCUUCUCAUCAUAAAAAAACAACCCAUACAUAAACACAGGUACAUUGCCGUGGUGCAUUCCCCAUCUGUGAACUUCCUCUUCUCUCUGUCCAUACACUGUAUGUUUUUACUCUGUAGAUGUAGGUCGAACAUCACAUCUGAUCAUGUUUAACUGCAUGUAAUUGAGUUCAUACUGAAACUUUUCCUCACAUCAAUACAGACCAAUAUGAGCUGUAAUGAUGUCCUAUUAUCAGAGAGACAUUACUGAUAAUAAUCAGCCUCACCAUCCGAUUCUAUUUCCAAGCACAACAACAACAACAACAGUGGACCUCAGACUCUUUGCUUCCGUAGAACCACACAGUCCCAUCCCACAUGUGAGAUGGCUGACUUGACCUGACAGACAUUUCCAGUGAAAUGCUUCAGUUAAUCACAGCCAUCUCAGCGUGCUCCAGUGCCCAGAGGACAGAGCUGCUAGUUCGGGGACCUCCAGCCCUGUGAUGGCCUAUGCAAGAGUGGUAUCUACUUUGCAGGGAAAUUGUUACUCCUCUGCAGACAGUCAGUCAUACUGGCCUACUUGUGUGGUACUGAACUAUUGAACUGUUGAAAAUAGACGUUGACAGGAUAAAUCAAGAUUCAACGCAAUACGGCUCCUUCAAGUAUUAUACGUAUUACCCCUGUAGGUUACAUUAGCAGAGAUAUUGCUCUUAGUAAUCAAACUACAGCAUAUUGAUGUCAAAUGAUUUUGUCAAAAGUGUUCAGCAGGACUCCACAGAAAUGUGUGUUAUGUUGUGUAUAAAGUCUCUCUGGAUGAAAGUAAAAAUCAGACAAACAUGUAGAGUUACACUGGAGCAGUUGGGGAUUCAGUGUAUUGCUUAAGGACAAGACACUCACCCCAUGAUGAAAGGCCUACAUGUGCAGCCUCCUGCUUUGAUGUGGAGCUACGCAACGAGGUACAAUAGCGUGUUUAAAAAAAAAAAAAAAAUUACUUAAUGGAUAGCCACAUUUAAAUAUAAAUAAUGCAAUGUAAUUAGAUCAUAUCUAGACUAGAUAGACUAGAAAUAGUACAUAUGAAAUAUAUGUGUUUGCCAAAAUAGAAGCCUGGCUCUGGUGUUGUAACAGAGUUACAGUAUACAGUAUAUAAAAUGAUCAUAUUCUUUUUAACUUUUUUGCUGAAGAAAGGUUCACCAAGUCCCACAGCAAAACCACAUCCACUUUUUAUGUUGAUCAGACUGAUAUUUCUGCCUAUGAGCAUAUUUUGAUGUGUUUACUAUUUGUUGCCAUGGUAUGGAUGUUGUUUAUUGUAGAAAUGUGACGAUAAAGAGGAUUACCUCGUCUGCAACAGAUGUUGUUUGUUUACACACAUUAUGCUGCAGUCACACACACAGCAAUGUUAAGUCUAUGAACUGAUGGCGGCUUGAUGUGUGACAUAAAGCCCCUAACAAUGUCAUAAGACAGUGGAUGUUGCAGCUAAUAUAUUGAAUUUCUGAACAUGAUUUUUCGUCUUGUUUAAAUUCACAACAUAGCACCAAGACUAAGUAACACUGCUGAGGGCAGAUAUCAGCAAAUGGUGUGUGGGUGUAUCCUAGCAACAUCAAUUAUUACUGAUAACUUAAAAGGAUUAUUUCAAGAAUGAAUGUCAUCAGUGUUUAAAUGUUUCAUGUGCUUUUUCUACUUAACAAUAGUCCUUAUAGUGUGUGUUAUAUGAAGGGAUGAUGAUCAUUAUGCUGCAUAUGUGUAGGUCUGUAAAAUCCGGAGCAAUGUGUAUGAAGUGGAGCACAUUGAAUUAACUAAACUGAGGUGAAAGUGUAUUUAAUCUUAGUAGCGCCAGACGAGCAUCUCUGCAGUGCAGCUGCCCUAGUUACAGAGCAGCUGAGUAACUGUGAGAGACUGUGGUUGGCCCAGGCAGCGGGAGGAGGAGUUCGUUAAUGGUUGACUGAAUUAUGGAGGGUAGGCUGGGCUGAGGGCCAAAGGCAGACAACACGGUAGGACUUUGACUGUAGGACCAGUGGUAUAAAGUGAGGGAGCAGUUUCUAACAGCACUAGCCUGCCGUUUUACUUCAUGUUUUCUAUCUUUUAAUAGUCUUUUGGGUUGCUUUUACUCCAGAAUUAAAUGAGGUCAGGUCUGUCACAGCAUUACAGCUAGGAGGGUCAUUGAGUCCAAGAAUCAAGAACCAGAUCCAGAGGGAGAUAAACAUAAACGCUUUAUAUGUAGACACCACCAACAAACAUACCAAUGUAUCCUGAUUACAUUUACAUGCAACAUUAAACAGUCUCUCCAUGGUCCAAAUGUGCGAAACUGAAAACAUUUCAUCUGAAAUUCAGAUGGUCCAUAAUGGUAUCUCUGCUCUUAUGGCCAGACCUUAGAGAAGUCUUAACUGUCUUUCCAUACAGAAUUGCUAAUAAUUAUGAUUAAUAUUUAAUGUAUAGAUGCAACAAAAAUGCUCAACAUGAAGUUUAAUACUUCUCUGUUUAACUGUAUGAUUCCAUGAAGAGCUCAUGUUGUCUAAAAAGGAAACGUGUUGCGGAACCAAAUACUUGUGACUUAUUUCAUGCAUUUUUAAAUUCUCAUUAGGAUAAUCUCGUGUUCAAUGCAUUUUUCAAUUACUACUGUGUUGCAGUGGUAGUAAUUGAUUGUUUCAUGUAUUUUGUGUGUUCACACAUAUAUUGUAGUCUUGUACGCUUCCCCUUGCAUAGUUAUGAAUAUGUUUCUGCACCACUGAUAACUCAUUAAAAGCCAAUUAUUCUUAUAAGAGCUGCUAUUCUAUUUUUUUUCUUUCAGGAUUUAAUUUUAGGAACAUGGAGACAGUUUCCAUGGAUCAGCCUGAUCCUGCAGUAUGAUUGCAGCAUCCAGUCUCUCAGGAGACACCCUGAUAGCGUGCCACUUCCCUGUGGUUCAGCUUCCCACUUGGCAACUUAAUGUCCAAGCCCUGUGCAGUUCGGCCAAGAGACCCGGCCGGCUGUGCUCAGUAGGCCUGACCCGAGCCGUGUCCCUCCCGGAGCGAGACUCGCACAACCAAGAGCAUUCCUUCGCCGGUGGUCGAAGACAUUUUUCCAGCAGCUACGGUAGUCUCAAUGAGGACCGAGCGGAGGAGGAGGGCGGCAGUGACAGCAGCGGGAAGUACGACUCCAACUCAUCGCCGGAAGAGUCGAGUUCCCAUCUGAAGAAGGAAAGCUCUGGAGCUAGGGACAGUCUGCGGUCACACAACUCAUUCCUCGCCAAUACAGAGCUAGAUGAGGAUGAGGAAGAUGAAGAUAGUGAUGGAGAUAACCUACACAGGUAUCACGAGGACUCAUCUUUUGUCUUGCAUGGGAAUUCCAACUGGCCUCGAAGUAAUGGUGCCAGAAAUCAUACAAUGUCCCAUGGAAAAAUGGACAGUGAAUGGGGCAAUGAAGGGACCGUGUUGGGUCUGGAGAGUGACCAAGAUUGGCUCUCUAACCAGCCUCGCGUGCCGGACUCUCUGCAGACUGAACGCCAGUGCAUUCAUGUGAGCAGAUCUGGCAUCACAUCGAUGGCUUAUGGAGAGCAGGACUCAGACAGACUGAAGGAUAACAUGUCCUGCGGCAUCCACAGCCAACACAAAUGUUCCCCAGAGUUUUCCAACAGUCACACGGAGUAUGUCAGCGACUCUUCCUGCAACAGCUCUGAUGGCGUCUUGGUUAACUUCUGCACUAUUUAUAACAGGAGCAACAACCCUGCCACGCCUAAUGACCUUAGCAGUCCUGCAGUUCACCCCUAUCAGUCAUCGGAGGGAUCUGUGUUCCUCAACCUCCAACCCGUUCCUCAGACUCCUGUUGAGAACCUCCAACGUGAUGACAUGGCAGUUAACUCUCCCUCUAAAGAGGAGGUUGACAUGACGCCCCCUGCUUCCUGCUGGUCUCCACAGGGCCUUGACUCUAACUGCAAUCUUUAUUCCCUGGAGCCGCUGCCCCCAGGUCUCUCCUCGCUGGAGGUGUCAGACCUGGCCGCUUGUCUCCAAAGCCAGGCCACACUGGCCAUGGAGACCAACCAGAAGUACUACAAGCUUGUGACUUGUGACCUCUCCUCCCAGUCGCCCAGUCCAGCCUGGUCGAGCCUCACCAGCUGCCCCGAUGGUCAGAGCAGAAGUAGCCCCUUCCCUCCCUCUGGGCACCUCUUUGUUGAUCAUAAGAAAAAAGGACAAGACAAAGAAGUCAAGAAGGAGAAGGAAAAGAGGUUCUCCUCCGCCCAAUGCAGCGCCGGGUUUGACUGCUCUCAGUGUCAGACCUAUGAUUAUCAAGUUGCCACCACCUCCACUGAGAAAACCCUCUGCAAGAAGAAACAUGCAGACAGCAUCCAAAACCUCUCCCCCACACCCUGUUCACUGUGUCCCAGCAAGUGUAGCCCACAUAGCAGUAAAAGCCAAGGCACAAGCGCUGCGUCCACACAGCCAUCUGUGAAUCAGCACCAGGAGCACUGUGAUACCGAUGCUAGUGAGAAGGGAGCAUGUUCACUGGAAAAUGCAGUGGUGCGCUACAGUAAGGCCCAGAGGCCAACCUCGCUGCCCAUCCAGCCCUUUGUUCUAGUCCCCGCAGGCAAACCCCAGACCCAGCACUUGGGCUGUCUUCUGGAGCAGUACAUAAAUCAGAAGAGCAGCAAGUCUGGUAGCUCCCAACCAGGCUUCAAGUCCAAGGUCAAAAGAAGUCAAUGCUUUUCUAACCUUCAGUCAUCCCUAAUGGCCAACCACUGCCCCAUCUUCCUGGAGGCUCCUUCGAGCUCUGACACCUGCUCCACUUGCACGCCGAGUCCAGAGUGUUCAGCCAGCCACCGACGCACAUGGAGCCAGUCCAGCAGAGGCCAAGGAUGCCCAAGUCCAUGUGCAUCAAAAGACAGCCUGGAUCCAUCUCACAGCAGCCCAAAGCCAAGAAUGGUUCAAGAUAAAACAAGCCCAUACUCAGGCAAAACUCUGAAUACUUUUUCUAAUCUAUUUUCAACCCCAAAUCAGACAAACCUAGUUCAAAUUCCCACCUACCAGACACUUAUUGACCUUACUCCUGAGGAGAGCCAUGCCAAAACGGAGCCCAAAAGUCCCUAUCAGUCCCAGACCCACACCUCCAAUGAUCCAAUACUCUCUCAUAGUCAUACACCACCUACUUUACUCCUAACCACUGACACCCAUCACCCAAACCUGCAGGGGUCCAUGUGUCCUCCCAACACCGUACAACCAGAAAAGAAGUUCCCUCAGUACCGGGCUGCACCUGCACCUAACUCUGGCUUUUUUCAUGGUAGCUUUACCUCUGCCCUUUCCUCGGUAGCUCCUCUCUCCUCUUUGAGUUGCCUGCUUUCCUUGGCUGCUUCUGGACUGCAAAUCCAGGACUCUGCCGGGCUCAAAGGGAAGCAGAGUCAGAGUCAAUACAGUGAAUCUCUGAUCAUGAGUGACAGGCCGCCCACAGAGUUCUGCCUCUCACCCGAUACAUCUUAUGAGUCCAUGUCUAUCAGCCAUCUUCAGAGGAGAGGUUUGCUGAGGUCUGUGAGCAGGGCGGUGGAUUUGAUCAUGGCUCAUUUUGGAAGCAGCAGAAACCCUGAAGAAAAGAUGCGUCUGGGUAACAGCUCUCGCAGUCCCACAAUAGCCGGUCUAGUUCUGGAACAUUUGUGUCCAGCGAUCCAGAAUAUUUUAGAGGACGGUCUCAGGGAUCACAAACUGGAUCUCGUUAUCGGGCAGCGACGCAACAACUCCUGGAGUGUGGUGGAGGUCUCUACUAGGAUCGGUAAAUGUCCAUCCACCAGGGUCCUUCACAGCCUGGUCUGCAAAAUUAGACAAUAUCCCCAGCUCACCACCCCCUGCAUGAGACUGAGAGCCUUCAUUAUGGGCCUGCUUAACUUGAGAGCUUUGGAAUUCUGGCUUAGUCACCUUCAGAGUCUAAAAGAAGUGGUGACAACAUACUACCAUUCUUGGGGGUUCCUGUCCAUGUCACUGGGUCAAUGUCAGCCCUUGUUUCAGGAGCUGCUGCUUCUGCUGCAGCCGCUCUCUGUGUUGCCCUUUGACCUCAACUUGCUCCUAGAGCCCCGACUGUUACGUAACAGACAGCUGUGUUCUGAGGAGCAGGGAGUUUCUCCUCCUCAGCCGUGCUCAGCCCUCCUAGUGACCAGCUGGCCACUACUGCAAGCUGACAAAAAGGUAGACAGCAGCGACAGCAGUCAGCAAACUAAGAUUUCACACCAGACCGGUCUGAAUCACCAAGAGUCUCUCCAUUCUCAGAAUUGCGUCAGGCCGGAUUGUGGAGGGACCAACAGGAGUCCAUUGUUAGCUCCUAUUCCAGAGUGGUGGUCGAAGGAGUCUUACCUUAUGGACGGUGUGGUUGAAGGGGAGGACUGUAGCCAGAAUUAUGCAGAUACUUGGUCUCAAAUAAGUAUGGACAGCAGGCAAGAAGAGAAGACGGGAGAGAAAGACAAUGAGACACCGAUUGCAUCCACUUGUUUCCAGGCUGAGAGUCCGUGUCAGGGUGGGCUGCGCUGGGCCAGACUGUUUGGAGCAGCUGAUACUUCCACCAGGACAGAGACCGUUUCUCAGAGUGUAGCACAAACCAGAAGGUACAGGCGACCAUCACAGUGGCUGAAUUUCGACAGAUCACAGCUUGGACUGUUGGCUCAAUCCAUCAGGUCAAUGAAGCUAGGAGGAGCUCAGACGAACAAGGACUGCUGAAAACCAAACCCUCUGUGGGUGGAGGACAGAGUGGAGCCUAUUUACUGUAGUAACAAAAAGUUUUACUGUAACUGCAUGAUAACACAUACACAGUGCUGAACUGAUCAGCAAGCACAUAGCAUAACAAGCUUUGGCAAUGGCCCUUAUUCAUCAAGCUUUUCGUUGCACCACUUAUUCAAGUAUGUGUGUCCUUUCUAAGAUCUUAGUAGCAGCUAGUUACCAGCUGAAACAGUAUGUGGCUGGUAUUGUUUUCACCAUGUAAUUCUGUGUGUGUGUGUGUGUGUGUGUGGGUGUGUGUGUGUGUGUGUGUGUCAUCAAGGCAACAAGUGGUCUAAGAGACACUUACUGUAGCUAACUACCACAGAGGAGGUUUUCAGUACUUUGCCAGGUGUUUGUUUGUGGACUGAUUUUCUAUCACAGUAUCACAUCAUCUUGCACAACCAAGAUGCAGUCACGGAACUUUACAGCUGUGUAGUUGAGAUCACAAUGAAGGUCAAGUUUGAAGAUGGCUGUGGUCUGAGCAAGGGGAGGGAGGGCGAAGGGGCCAAUGGCACCCCCACUUUACGCCCCUGGCCAGAUUUGACAUUGUGGCUGGUUUGAUCCCAUCACAAGAUAGUCUCUAGUUAAAAAAUAAAUCAGGUUGCAGCACCAUUUAAACUAAAGGAAUGUCUUCAUUUGUAUACACUUUUACAAUGUGUAAGGAAACAUCCAUAACGCUGUCCAAACAACUAUUUAUACAAGUCGCUGUAGCAAACACUGUAGCAAACUGGGCAUAACUGCCAAAAAUAACAAUUUAAAGUCUAUAUAUCUAAUUUGUAAUCCUUUACAAAUGUUGGUAAUACUUAGUUUUAUUAUUUAUAUGGAGACAUAUGUGUUUAGAGUUAGUUGUAAUUAUGUAGUUUAUAGGCUUUUUAGCUAGUCAUUUUCUUUGACUAGUUAGGAUAACUUUUUGCAAUUUUAAGUUUUCUGUUAUGUUUAUGAAAGGUAGUUUACAAUCUUUCAAGUUUACGCCACUAUUAAACAGCCUUCAGAUAUGUCGACCCUAUUUCAUAGUAUCUCUUACUUUUCAAUCUAAACGGGUCAUAUAUCAGCAAGCUACAGUUCGUUUUUUCAGUUGGUUAGCAAACGCUACAGUUACAACUGGAAGUUACUGACUUGUUGCAUACAAUCUAGUGAUACACAAAUCUCCAUUUAGUAAACACCUAGAUUAUAACUGGGUUUAACUUUGGCACGACUGCUGGGACUGGCUCCUAAUCUUAAAAGGUCCCUUGGUUGUUGUUUUAUAGGUGUUCUUUCGUCAUUUGUGCUCAAAUUAGUUGCGAGAUAAAUCUCUAUGAUUGUGGUCAGAAGAGGCUGGAUCAUUUCCUCAGUAGAUUCUGAGCUGUUUUCCACAAAACUGCUUGAUGAAUGAGGGCCAACUCCACCAUAUGCAAUUGCACUCUGGAGUAAAUCUCCUUCAUGUUUUCUGUAGGCAGAAAUCAAUCAUUAAAUGUGAAUAUUGACCUGCUUUAGACUGUUUGACAUUCUUGUGGUCAUUCUCUCCAUAGCUGUACCUUUCAUUUACAGAUGAAAAAAAAAGAAAGAAAGCAAUGCAUUCUUACUAGUGCCAAAUAUGCUAGACACCAGCCUUGUGGAUGUUCAGUGAUGUUUUGUUUCCAGUAACUUGCUUUUUUGAGCAAAUCCCUGCAUGGAUUUACUUUAGCUGCAUGAGUUAACACAUAAAUGAGGUGCUUUAAUACUUCCUACAUCUCUUAACUUCCUGUUAAUGUUUUUUAAAUGUGUGGAAUUGUUUGGUAUAUACAGUAGAAUGUCUUCCAGUGAAGUCAAUUGAGUUGCACAGUUACAAGCCAUCUUGUGGCAGCUUCAGGUAUUUAAGUGUGAGUCAGGUAUAUUUAGAUAGACUGGUGGUUAGAUAAGGGGAUGGAAAAAAACUGAAAAUGUGUUCAUUCUGAAUUUUUAAUGUACGGCAAUAAUGUGAAGUAUGUGAAAUUAUUUCCCCCAACGUCAUUGUUUCUCAACGUCUGAAUGCUUCUUCUAAUGCCCAGUGACAAUCAAAGUCUGUCAAUAAAGACUUCUUCUUGUAUGCCAUGACAACAGUGAACAGUAACAGUGAACAGUAAACAUCUUUAUUUAUGGGUUUCAUGUUAAUGUGAGGACUUAUUGAUACGUUCUCAGAUUUGAGUCAUGUUAUAAUUGUCAUUUUUAUUGAAGUAUAUGAUUGUUAUUUACUGUGCCUGAAUCACCCUCUUGAUGCCGCUCCUUUCCAGUGCAUUCUUGGAAAGUUGGCCAAAGGUUUGUCCAUACAUAAACUAGUAUCCUGCAGGAUGGUGUGUAGAGUAAGACAUGCUUGAACUUCAGUUUAACUGAUUAUUUUCACUUCAGUAACCUUUUUAAAAUGGUUCGCAAGGCAAAUGUGUUGCCAACACAGACACCGACCUGGGAUGUGUCCGGUGAAUGAUGGCACCACACCCCUGUUUGAUGGAUGGAUAGUGGGCACGGGAGUUAUUGUACUAUUGUACUAGUUAUUGUACAUCCCUGGGAUGCUUUGUGACGUGGGGUCAGUCCGCUGCUGCUUUCCGAACUGGAUCAGUGCCUGGUUGGUAGUGAUUGGGUAACCUUUGCCAAUUAGGAAGCGAGAUUUUGGCACAUGCCCUGUAGAACCUGUAAAAAGACAUCCCUCAGUGAGCUGCUGGAGUAUUGUAGGAAUGCAUACUGUACCGGGUCAUGAUAUGCAAGUGAAAAAAACUAUAAAAGCCAGUAUAGAUAUUGUAUAUGUUUACAGUCCGCAUGGUUGCAUUUCCAGCCAAAGCUAGCAGCAGUUUUCAACAAAAAUGCUCUAAAACCUACGCUGACUGCUCAGCACCAAAUAGUCAACAGAAAAGGUUCACAAUACUUGGAGAGUAAAGUCGAAUAUGUAGUUGCUAAAGACCCAACAUUUCUUCUCAGGAGGCAUGUGAAUAUACUGUAUUUGCCAAGUGUCCAGAAAAGCUCUAAAAACAAACUGUACACUAUCUGAUCAGCAUCAACGUCAGAAUAUGAAAUCAUAAACAAGCUGAACAGUGGAGUCAGAUAUUUCUCCCAGGAGUACGUGGAGCCCAAACAAGAGCUGAAAGCAGAGUGAAACAUGAUUCUGACUGAAUUAUGAUUUUAGUAUUUUACAUAAUGCUGGAUGUGUAAAUAGAAAUCUGUUUGCUAACAAGUUUGCCUUAUCGACAUAUAGAAGUUGAUGUGUUGUGUUCACAGCUCAUUUACAUUGCCUCCAAGUGGCCAAAAAUAGUUUGUUAUUGCAGGUUUAAGACCUAAUUCUCUUUAAUGGAAACACUUGUUAAAAUUCUCUGUUGUACCUGAGAUAAAGUGCUUGUGCGGGCUAUCAUCAUCCAUGAGGUAUGGUUUUCCAGUGAGGGUGAAGGACUUCAAGGGCCUGUCGGUAAUCAUUUUGUUGGAGAUUGCUGUCAAGUGGGGACUUGGUCUCUGAGUCAAACGAUAACAGAGAACCAUUAGAACAUGAUUUAGAGAUCAUUUGAUAUUUAAAUAUAUAUAUAUUUUUUUGCCACAAGAAAUUGAUUAGAAUUAUUAUUUAUGUGAAUCUCAGAGACAUAAUUGAUGCAUCUGUGGUCGGAGGUUCCACUAUAGAUAAUUAAACAAGAGUGAACCUAUUCAGAGGUGCCAUGUCAAUAUGUUUGUGUGUGUGUGUGUGUGUGUGUUUGUGUGUGUGUGUGUGUGUGUGUGUGUGUGUGUGUGUGUGUGUGUGCAAUAGAGUGUGAGAAAGAGAGAGAGUUACUUCAAACUGUUGGUUGUUGUAGUUUACAACAGCUGGCAGGUCUGUUGAUUGCCGUUGGAUCUUCCCACGCCUGUCCUGGUAAA